Molecule: messenger RNA, 1203 nt
Organism: Saccharomycodes ludwigii
Lineage: Eukaryota; Fungi; Ascomycota; Saccharomycetes; Saccharomycodales; Saccharomycodaceae
Gene: YHB1
Product: flavohemoglobin
Exons: 1
Coding region: 1-1203 (400 amino acids)
Biological process (GO): nitric oxide catabolic process; cellular response to nitrosative stress
Cellular component (GO): intracellular anatomical structure
Molecular function (GO): heme binding; nitric oxide dioxygenase [NAD(P)H] activity; FAD binding
Source: RefSeq, a predicted model, not a curated record
AUGCUAUCAGCUUCUACUCGUUCUAUCAUCAAGGCCACUAUCCCAGUCUUGGAACAACAUGGCGUGGAAAUCACAAAGAAUUUCUACAAAAAUAUGUUAUCUGAAAACCCAAAAUUGCUCGAUAUUUUUAACAAAAGAAAUCAGAUGACUGGUGCGCAACCAACUGCCUUAGCCAUGACCGUUUUGGCAGCCGCUAAGCACAUAGAUGAUUUAACCGUUUUAUUACCUCAAGUGACUCAAAUCGGUUAUAAACACAGAGCUUUACAGGUUCAACCAGAACAUUAUCCAAUUGUAGGUAAGUAUUUAAUAAGAUCUAUAAAGGAAAUAGUCAACCCACCACAAGAAAUCUUAACUGCUUGGAAAGAAGCGUACCAGGUUAUUGCUGACAUAUUCAUUGGUGUAGAAAAGGAUAUGUAUGCAAAAGAAUUGUGGAAGGGCUGGGAAAAAUUUACAAUAAUAAAUAAAUUAUCAACCAAUAAAAGUGGUUCUAUUGUUGAGUUUGUUGUCAAACCGUUAAGUUCCAAAGUAUUCGGCAAUAACGGAAAAUCUUCUAAGAUUUUUGAACCUGGGCAAUAUAUUACAGUUAGAACUAAGCCACCUACUGGAAAUGAUGGUCACUAUGCUUUACGUCAUUAUUCCAUUUGUGAUAUUGAGACACCUGGUGUUUUCAAAUUUGCUGUUAAAUUAGCUGACAAAGGGCUGGUCUCUCAUUAUUUAAUUGAUGAUGUUAAUGUUGGUGAUGAAAUCGAAUUGAGUGCACCCUCUGGUGAUUUCAGCUUAGAUCAUUCCCUGUUAAACAAGGAUGAAUAUCCGUUAAUUUUCAUGUCUUCUGGUUCUGGAGCAACUCCGUUGAUAUCAAUGUUACAAGAACAGGUGAUGAAGGGUAGUCCAACAAGACCAAUUGUCUGGAUUCAAACUAAUAAAAGUGAAUUAGAACAACCGUUCGCAGAAACAAUUGAACGUGAAUUGAGCAAACUAAAAAACUCUGAAAAUAUUCAAAUUUACACAAACCAAAACAUGGGACGUAUUGAUGCAAAGUUUUUAGAAGAAAAAAAUAUUGUAAGAAGUAAAGCAGACAUAUAUAUUUGUGGAUCACUUUCAUUCAUGAAUGAUAUAAUUGGUUUGUUGGAAGCUGAAAAGGAAACACAUGACUAUCAUAGAUUACACUAUGAACCAUUUGGUCCUAAAAUGAGCAUUGCUUAG